Molecule: messenger RNA, 626 nt
Organism: Strongylus vulgaris
Lineage: Eukaryota; Metazoa; Nematoda; Chromadorea; Rhabditida; Strongylidae
Source: the annotation of a GenBank genome assembly
AUGACUUUGAGAGUUAUUGGUCUCGCUUUCGAAGUCUCUGACUUUCGAUAUGCUAAAGCUCACCCAGAAUCGGUCACGAAGCCCAGAAGAUUUCUGGAAUCAGAGCCCAGUUUCUUGGAUGUUUUAAACUAUUUUUAUCACUUUGCUGGAUUAUUCACAGGCCCCUACUAUACUUAUCAAAUGUUGCUAGACUCACAGGACCCAGUCUUAAUUACAAAAUGGUCACCUAUCCCGGAAAUUCGGGAAAGAGCAUUGCGCUUAUGUUGGAGUGUUCCUCUUUUUAUCAUUUUCAACAAAUUGUAUCCAUUGGAUGGCCUGCGUUCCGAUGCUGUUUGGGAGAUGACUUUCCCCUAUAGAUUAUUUUACGCUGCAGCAGUUUUUGUCGUAUUUCGUACUCGAGUUUAUAGCGCUUGGGCAGUAGCCGAAAGUAUGUGCGUUACCCUUGGACUUGGAAUCUACCCCACCGAAUCAAAACCACGUACAGUGAUUGGACCCAGUGAUUUGGAAAAGUACAAAGAAUUGAAGGGCCGCUCAGAUAUUUGUUAUAAUUCUGAAGCCAUUGUCAAUCUGGACAUACCUGAGGUAAGGCAGGGAUCGCUGUUUACUUCUCCUUGUUUUCUUUGAAU